GGGCCUGGUUCGAGCUGGUGGGCCCCCUCCCGCCGACCAUUGUGGGAAUCAGUUUUGGGGGACCCCGCUGUAAGCUUUAGGGGUGCUGCCCUCCCAUUCCUUGCAUCCAGCUCCAGUCUUGCACUAGGACUCAGCUCGCCCAGGACCAGCCAUGGCCUUGGGGGGCCCCGCAGUGCUAUGUAUGAAGGCAGCAGCCCCCAUCCUGCCACUACUCCUGUUGCUGCUGCUCCUGCCUCUUCCCCACGAGGUACUAUCAGCUAUGAGGCCCUUCCAUACCUUCUCUGCAGCUGACACCACCUUGACCCACCUAGCUGUGCACCGGGGCACAGGGGAAGUGUUUGUGGGGGCCGUGAACCGGGUGUUCAAGUUGUCCCCAAACCUCACAGAGCUCCGUGCCCACAUCACCGGCCCCAUUGAAGACAAUGCUCGCUGCUAUCCCCCUCCAAGCAUGCGGGUCUGCACCCACCACUUGGUACCCACCGACAACAUCAACAAACUGCUGCUCAUUGACUAUGCCAGUCGGCGCCUGGUGGCCUGUGGCAGCAUCUGGCAGGGCAUCUGCCAGUUCCUUCGCCUCGAUGACCUUUUUAAACUGGGUGAGCCACAUCAUCGCAAAGAACACUAUCUGUCAGGGGCCCAGGAGCCCGACACCAUGGCUGGGGUCAUUGUGGAGCAGGGGUCGGAGCCCAGCAAGCUGUUCAUUGGCACAGCCAUCGACGGCAAGUCGGAGUACUUCCCCACCCUCAGUUCCCGCAAGCUCAUCCGAGAUGAGGACAGCGCUGAUAUGUUCAGCCUGGUGUACCAGGAUGAGUUUGUAUCCUCACAGAUCAAGAUCCCCUCAGACACCCUGUCGCUGUACCCAGCCUUUGACAUUUACUAUGUGUAUGGCUUUGGGAGUGAGUCUUUUGUCUACUUCCUGACACUACAGCUUGAUACCCAGCAGACACUACUAGAUGCGGCUGGCGAGAAAUUCUUUACAUCCAAGAUUGUGCGCAUGUGUGCUGGUGAUUCAGAGUUCUACUCCUAUGUGGAAUUCCCCAUUGGCUGUUCCAGAGAUGGUGUGGAGUUCCGCCUGGUCCAGAGCGCCCACCUGGCAAAGCCUGGCCCCCGGCUGGCCCAGACACUGGGGGUGUCAGAAGAUGAGGAUGUGCUCUUUACCAUUUUCUCUCAGGGCCAGAAGAACCGUGCCAGCCCACCCCGCCAGACACUGCUUUGCCUCUUUACUCUCAGGGACAUCAAUGCCCACAUUCGGCGCCGCAUCCAGUCCUGCUACCGUGGGGAGGGCAAACUGUCUCUGCCCUGGCUGCUGAAUAAGGAACUUCCCUGCAUCAAUACACCCAUGCAGAUAAAUGGGAACUUCUGUGGCCUAGUCCUGAACCAGCCUCUGGGCGGGUUGCAGGUGAUUGAAGGGCUGCCGCUGCUCGAGGACCGAUCAGAUGGCAUGGCCAGUGUGGCCGCCUACACCUACCGUCAGCACUCAGUCGUCUUCAUUGGCACCCGCAAUGGCAACCUCAAGAAGGUGCGUGUGGAUGGCAUCCAGGAUGCACGCCUGUAUGAGACGGUGCCUGUGGCGGAUGGGAGACCCAUUCUCCGAGAUCUUCUAUUUAGCCCAGACCAUCAGUAUAUCUACCUCCUGAGUGACAAGCAGGUGAGCCAGGUCCCUGUGGAGACGUGUGAGCAAUAUCUUCACUGUGGGGCCUGCCUGGGCUCUGGGGACCCCCACUGCGGCUGGUGUGUGCUGCAUAACAAAUGCUGCCGGGAGGGCGAGUGCCCUCGGGCUUGGGAGCCGCACCGCUUCACCGAGGUGCUCAGCGAGUGCGUCCAUGUCUCAGUACAGCCCAGCAACGUGUCUGUCACUGUGCCCGAGGUGCAGGUGACUUUGUUGGUGCAGAACGUGCCCGACCUGAGUGGGGGAGUGAGCUGCUCCUUUGAGUCCAUGGCGGAGAGCGAGGCAUCCCUGCUGGCCCCUGGGCAGCUGCAGUGCCUCUCCCCCUCCCUGCGGGACAUCCCUGCCAUCACCAGCGGGCGUGGUGCCACUGCUACUGUCCAGCUCUACCUCCACUCCAAAGAGACUGGCUUGAAGUUUGCCCAGGCCGAUUUUGUCUUCUACAACUGCAGCACCUUCCAGUCGUGCUUGUCCUGUGUCAGCAGCCCCUACCCUUGUCACUGGUGUAAGUACCGCCAUAUGUGCACAGACGACGCCAGGGAAUGCUCUUUUCAGGAGGGCCGGGUCAAUACUACUGAGGGCUGCCCAGAGAUUCUGCCCAGUGGGGAGAUCUUGAUCCCUGUGGGUGUGGUUCAGCCACUCACGCUUCGGGCCAAGAACCUACCCCAGCCCCAGUCCGGGCAGAAGAACUAUGAAUGUGUGUUUCGCAUCCAGGGCAGGCAGCAGAGGGUGCCUGCCAUCCGAUUCAACAGCAGUAGUGUCCAGUGCCAGAACACCUCGUAUUCCUAUGAGGGAGACGCCCAAGAAGCCGUGACAUUAGAUUUCUCUGUGGUGUGGGACGGCGACUUCUACAUCGACAAGCCAGACAACUUCAAAGCCCUGUUAUACAAGUGCUGGGCCCAGAGGGAGAGCUGUGGUUUGUGUCUGAAGGCUGACCCCCGCUUCGAGUGUGGCUGGUGCAUUUCAGAGAAGAAGUGCCAAUUGCGGGCCCACUGCCCUAUGCCCAAGGGCAACUGGAUGCACCCAAGCAAGAGGAACCCGCGAUGCAGCCAUCCACGCAUUACCAAGAUCUACCCUGUGAAGGGCCCCAAGGAAGGGGGCACGCAGGUGACUGUGUUGGGGGAGAACCUCGGCCUGACAUACCAUGAGGUUGGUGUGCGAGUAGCGGGCGUUCGCUGCAAUUCCAUCCCUGCUGCAUACAUCAGUGCUGAACGGAUAGUGUGUGAGAUGGAGGAGUCUCUGGUGCCCAGCCCACUACCAGGGCCUGUGGAGCUGUGUGUGGGUGACUGCUCUGCUGACUACCGGACCCAGUCUGAGCAUCUCUACACCUUUGUGACCCCAACUUUUGACCAAGUGAGCCCCACCCAAGGGCCAGCUUCUGGGGGCACCCACCUCACUAUCUCCGGCAGUCACUUGGAUGCAGGCAGCAGUGUGGCGGUGGCUGUGAGGAACAGAGAAUGCCAGUUUGUGAGGAGAAGUGCCAAGGAAAUCCUGUGCAUCUCUCCCAGCUCAGGCCUGGGUCCUGGCCAAGCUGCCAUCACUGUCCGCAUCGACCGUGCUAACAUCUCUAGUCCAGCCGUGCUCUACACCUACACUCAGGAUCCCACCAUUACCCUCCUGGAGCCAGCCUGGAGCAUCUUUAAUGGUAGUACCACCAUCACUGUAACGGGAACCCACCUGCUGACAGUCCAGGAGCCCCGAGUCCGAGCCAAGUACCGUGGCAUUGAGACAAUCAAUACCUGCCAAGUGCUCAAUGACACUGUCAUGCUCUGCAAGGCCCCUGGCAUCUUCUAUGGGCAUUCUCACCCACCCUCUGAAGGAGAGCAUCCCGAUGAGUUUGGCUUCCUGCUAGAUCAUGUGCAGGCUACUCGGACCCUGGACCGCUCAGCCUUCACCUACUACCCCAACCCCAGCUUUGAGCCCCUCGGCCCCACUGGCGUCUUGGACAUCAAGCCAGGCUCCCAUAUCAUUCUCAAGGGAAAGAACCUCAUUCCAGUGGCCUCAGGCAGUUCCCGACUCAACUACACUGUGCUGAUUGGAGGCCAGCCAUGUGCGCUCACUGUCUCUGACACUCAGCUUCUCUGUGAUUCGCCGAGCCAGACUGGCAAGCAGCCUGUCAUGAUCCUGGUGGGGGGCCUGGAGUUCUGGCCAGGGACACUGCACAUCUAUGCAGACCGAGCGCUAACCCUGCCGGCCAUGGCUGGCCUGGGAGCAGGCGGUGGGCUGCUGCUUCUCGCCAUUGGGGCCGUCCUCAUCGCCUACAAGCGCAAGACCCGAGACGCUGACCGUACCCUCAAGCGACUGCAGCUACAGAUGGACAAUCUGGAGUCUCGCGUGGCCCUGGAGUGCAAGGAAGCCUUUGCCGAGCUUCAGACAGAUAUCAAUGAGCUGACCAAUAACAUGGAUGGGGUCAAGAUCCCCUUCCUUGACUAUAAAACCUACGCCAUGCGAGUGCUGUUCCCUGGAAUUGAAGAGCAUCCUGUGCUUAAAGAAUUGGAUACCCCUCCCAACAUGGAGAAAGCACUACACCUGUUUGGGCAGCUGCUGCACAGCCGUGCCUUUGUGCUGACCUUCAUCCACACACUGGAGGCCCAGAGGAGCUUCUCAAUGCGCGACCGGGGCAAUGUGGCCUCCCUCACCAUGGUGGCAUUGCAGGGCCGUAUGGACUAUGCCACUGGCCUGCUCAAGCAGCUGCUUGCUGACCUCAUCGAGAAGAACCUGGAGAGCAAGAACCACCCCAAGCUGCUGCUGCGGAGGACAGAAUCAGUAGCAGAAAAGAUGCUGACCAACUGGUUCACCUUCCUGCUGCACCGCUUCCUAAAGGAGUGCGCAGGGGAACCCCUCUUCAUGCUCUUCUGUGCCAUCAAGCAGCAGAUGGAGAAGGGGCCCAUCGAUGCUAUCACAGGGGAAGCCCGCUAUUCCCUGAGUGAGGACAAGCUCAUCCGCCAGCAGAUUGACUACAAGAUGCUGACCCUGCACUGUGUGUGUCCUGAGAGUGAGGGCAAUGUGGAGGUCCCUGUGAAAGUCCUCAACUGUGACACCAUCACCCAGGCCAAGGACAAGCUGCUGGACACUGUGUACAAGGGCAUUCCCUACUCCCAGCGCCCUAAGGCAGAUGACAUGGAUUUAGAAUGGCGUCAGGGUCGGGUGACCCGAAUCAUUCUGCAGGAUGAGGAUGUUACCACCAAGAUUGAAUGUGACUGGAAGAGACUCAACUCCUUGGCACAUUACCAGGUGACAGACGGCUCCUCGGUUGCACUGGUGCCUAAGCAAGUGUCUGCCUACAACAUCGCUAAUUCUUUCACCUUCACCCGUUCCCUCAGCCGCUAUGAAAGCCUGCUCCGCACCUCCAGCAGUCCAGACAGUCUCCGCUCUCGAGCACCCAUGAUCACCCCUGACCAGGAGACGGGCACAAAGCUGUGGCACCUGGUCAAAAACCACGACCACGCCGACCAUCGGGAGGGUGACCGGGGCAGCAAGAUGGUGUCCGAGAUCUACUUGACGCGGCUGCUGGCAACCAAGGGCACCCUGCAGAAGUUUGUAGACGAUCUCUUUGAGACAGUGUUCAGCACUGCGCACAGGGGCUCGGCCCUGCCCCUCGCCAUCAAGUACAUGUUCGACUUCCUGGAUGAGCAGGCAGACCGGCAGCAGAUUGCUGACCCUGAUGUGCGGCACACCUGGAAAAGCAAUUGCCUCCCUCUCCGCUUCUGGGUGAACGUGCUCAAGAACCCACAGUUUGUGUUCGACAUUCACAAGAACAGUAUCACGGAUGCCUGCCUGUCGGUGGUGGCCCAGACGUUCAUGGACUCAUGUUCCACCUCUGAGCACCGGCUGGGCAAGGAUUCGCCCUCCAACAAGCUCCUCUAUGCCAAGGAUAUCCCCAACUACAAGACCUGGGUAGAGAGGUACUAUCGAGAUAUCUCAAAGAUGGCAUCAAUCAGUGACCAAGAUAUGGAUGCCUACCUUGUGGAACAGUCCCGCCUCCACGCCAAUGACUUCAACACCCUCAGUGCCCUCAGUGAGCUCUACUUCUACAUCAACAAGUAUCGGGAAGAGAUCCUCACUGCCCUGGACCGAGAUGUUGGCUGCCGAAAGCAGAAGCUGCGCCUCAAAUUGGAGCAGGUCAUCAGCCUGGUGUCCAGCAACAGCUGAGGACUGAGGGGCUGGGGAGGGGAACCCAGCAGCCCACCCUCCCUUCUCUCUGCUCCCUCCCCCAUAGCCCAUCCCCCCUUCUCAACUCCCCCCCACACACAGCCCAUCCCCCUUCCCUGCCUCCCUUCAGGGGGGCCCUGCAUCCCAUCCCCUUUCUCUCUGCCCACCCGGAGGGGGGGGAGGGGGGAGGAGGAGGCCUUUGUCUCUACUUACCACUGCCAGAAGAGACUUCAGAUGGACAGGCCUCCCCUCACCCCCACCAGAGAUAGAAGGGGGAGACAGGCUGGGCACAUCUGGGUAGACCUGCACACCCCCCCACCUGAGAAACCAAAGGGGGGCAGUGUCUAACUUUAGCCUCGUGGAGAGGAGGGGCUUUACUUAGUGCCUUUCUUUUUUGGGGGGUGGGGGGCCACCGCUAUUCAGGCAGGUCCCCCACAGCCAACAGCAGCAAUACCCCCAGAGAUGGACCCCCAACUCUCCCACCCCCCUCUAAGCUCUGAUCUCUGCCCAACCCCCUUUGUGUAUGCUAAUCCCAGGUGGUGUUCAACAGAACCUCUCCUCAGCCUGUAUUUCUAACACCCCGUCCCCAAAGCCCCGACUUGGCCUAUUUAUUUAAUUUUCACACCCACCCCUGUAAAUAUUCUUCCUACCUGAGGGUGGCUAGUGCUGUGCCCCGUGGAGAUGGCCAGCCAGGGGCCACGGCCCUCCUUCUCCCCCUUCUCCCCCUUCCCCCCCUUCCCCUAGUCCUGUUCUCGGGCCCUCGUGGCCCCUCUUGCUUUGUUCCUGGGACUGUCACCUCAGGAGCUCCUGUUUGUACAUGUGUGUGCUGGUCACGGGGCCAGCAACUUUCACAGCCUCUUGCCAGUCUGGAAGGUGGUAGCAAGGGCCUGGCUUCAAGCUUUCCCCUUCCACCCGGGGUGCAGUGGAAGGAGCCCUCGGACCUAGUCCUUGCCCUCAUGGGGCCUGUUUCCUCAUCUUUAAACUUGAGGGAUUGAGGGAGAAGAUCUCCAAGGGCCCUCCCAACUCUGCCAGCAUACCUGUCCUCCACAUCCCAGUCAGUGCCAGGCAUCCGGUCUCCUCACUGCACCCAGCAAAGCAAUAACAAGGGUCUACCUGGUGCCACCUCCCCCUCCAGUGAGCCCUGCCCCCACCCGCUUCUGUGCCGCCUUUCCCUUGCCUUCCGAGGCCUGCCAACGCAGCCCCCGGGGCUGAGAGAGUUCUGAGUACCCGAGGGGAAAGAGAGGCAUGGACGCCUGGGCUGGGAGAGAGGCUUGUUGACUUCUAGAGGCCGUGCCUUAUUCCUUAAUUUAUUCUGUACACUGCCCCAAAGUGUAGACGUUUUCUGUACAAAGCCAAGCAACUGGCCUACUCUGUAAAUAAGUGUCUGAUUUGUCUUUUGUCUCUCUUCUCCUUCCUCCUCCCCCAUUCCCGGCCGCAUGAGCUUUUUAUUUUUUAUUUUUUCAUUUUGUAAUUAUUUCCUUUUGCUAAUUAAAAUGCCUGGAAAAGAAGUGGCUUUUAGCCCUGCUAAUUGAGGGGGCAUUUUGCCCCCUUUCAUCCAUGCCCUCUGGGAACUUGGGGGUUAGCAUAGACCCUGGGUUACAGCAAGAUGUUUAGGGGGGUCUGGAGGGGAGAAUGACACAGGUACAAAUACGCUAGGCCGGGAUUAGUAACUCUGGGGCCUUCUCUUAACUAGGGUUAGAUCCAAAGAAAGCAAUCUGACCCAGGGUAGGGCUUCUCACAUAAUAGGUGCUCAAUAAAGGUGUGUUGAGGAGAACACCUUGCCACUGGAAGUUAAUUGGCGUGGGGGGUGGGACUGGUUUCAGGAAUUCUGCAAAGCCAUUGGCCACCUCAGUCUGUUACGUGCUAAAAGACCACUAUCUCCAUCAUGUCUGCCUUUCAAUUUCUACAGUGUGUUACCAAGCCUUCAA
Dromiciops gliroides (monito del monte) is the source of this 7746-nucleotide messenger RNA. It is a transcript of the gene PLXNA3, whose product is annotated as plexin A3. The record is from RefSeq and is a predicted model, not a curated record. NCBI's taxonomy places the organism in Eukaryota, Metazoa, Chordata, Mammalia, Microbiotheria, Microbiotheriidae. The transcript has 33 exons. Bases 152 to 5818 code for a protein of 1888 amino acids. Gene Ontology annotation, molecular function: protein binding; semaphorin receptor activity. Gene Ontology annotation, cellular component: semaphorin receptor complex. Gene Ontology annotation, biological process: semaphorin-plexin signaling pathway involved in axon guidance; regulation of cell migration; regulation of cell shape.